UGGAUGUACUUCAUCGACCAAUUUGACUUCACACCAAAGCAUGUCCCCGGCCUCUCCAAUCGCGCAGCAGAUGCACUCUCGCGAAGACCUAAUCUUUGCGCUAUGACACAUCAUGCCUUCGCAUUCGACGAGGAGCUUCAGCGACACUUCAUCCGGGCAUAUCAGUCUGAUCCGGACUUCGGCACGCUCUAUGCAGAGCUAUCUUCGGAUCACCCGCCGACCAGCCAUUACCGCAUUGCCGACGGGUACUUGCUCCUCCACUUGAGAGGCAAGGACUUACUAUGUGUCCCACGCGACCGUCGUCYUCGGACUCGCCUCCUCGGCGAGUACCAUGAUUCACGACUCGCCGGCCAUUUCGGAGUCAACCGCACUAUUGCACGGCUUCAACAGCGAUUCCGAUGGCCCGACCUCAUUACCGAUGUCACUCGGUAUUGCGACUCUUGCGAAGUUUGCCGACGCAGCAAGCCCCGCAACCGCAAUCCCUACGGCGAGUUACACCCGAUGCCUAUCCCAUGGGAACCCGGUCUCUCCAUUGCCAUGGACGUCACCGGUCCGUUCCCUCGCGACCGGCUCGUGCACGACGGCAUCCUCACGGUUGUGGACCGAUUGAAAGACAUUGUCAGCUACCGCGACACUCGUUUCAUGUCGGCAUUUUGGACUGCUCUCAUGCAGGAGUCCGGCACAACAAUGAAACCAAAUUCGGCUCGACACCCUCAGACAGACGGGCAGACGGAGCGGGCACAUCAGACCGCUCAAAUAAUGCUUCGUACGCUCAUCCGUCCGGACCAGAAAGAUUGGGUUGACCGCCUCCCUGACAUCGAGUUCGCCUACAACACUUCGGUGCAUUCGGCGAUCGGCGUGACUCCAUUCGAGUUGCACCACGGUGGACGGAAAGGCCGGAUCUUCGCCGACCUUCUCCUCCCUCGACCAGCCGACAUUGACGCUGCCUGCUCUCCCUCUUCCAUCCGGAAGUACAGGGAAUUGCUGACUCAAGCCCGCGCAAAUAUGCAAAAGGCUCAAGUCCGCAUGCAGCAGCAAGCCAACAGGCGUCGCGUACCAUGUUCCAUCCGCGUCKGUGAUCUGGUUUGGGUCUCCGCGGAAGAGUUUGCACUGGAACAGGAUGUUUCACGCAAACUGCUUCCCAAGUGGUUUGGACCUUGGUCUGUGACAGCAGCCGCGGGCGAUGAGCCUGAUGGCCCUUCAUUUGUGAUCAACAUUCCAAAGCAUCUGACGGUCCAUCCGGUCUUCCAUGCCUCGAAGCUGGCAACUUACACGCCAGCCAAGAGCGACGACUUUCCGGACCGACGAUCGCAGGACCCUCCUUCUAUGGAUGGCCAUCAGGAAGUUGACCGCGUCAUCUCCGAUCGCAAGUACGGCAGCAAGCCGCGGCAGUAUAAAGUCACAUUCAAMGCAUGCGAUCGCGACGACACUCGGUGCGAGCCGGUGAAAAUGCCGCCGGAGAUAGAGGAAGUAGUCGCUAAGUACCCUGAUCUACUUGAAGAGCCGACAGGGGUUGUUGAGAGGGAGGUCGUCCACACGAUAGAGAUUAUCCUAGGGUCUAACAUCCCGAAGGAUAGGAUCUAUCGGAUGUCUCCAGGCGAGCUUGACGAGCUUCGCCAGCAACUCAAGGAACUCAUAGAGAAGGGGUGGAUCCGGCCGAGUGUCUCUCCUUAUGGCUCUCCAGUCUUAUUCGUACCAAAGAAGGGGGGCACUUUGAGGAUGUGCAUUGACUAUAGGGGCCUCGUUGCCAUCACUGUCAAGAACCGAGAGCCCCUACCGCGCAUCGACGAUUUGCUAGAUAGAGUGCAAGGGUGUCGGUACUUCAGUAAGAUAGAUCUGAAGUCCGCGUACCAUCAGAUUGCAAUCCGGCUCGAGGAUCAACACAAAACCGCAUUUCAGACCAGGUAUGGUCUGUACGAGUUUGUGGUGAUGCCUUUCGGCCUUUGCAAUGCUUCUGGAACCUUUCAGCACGCUAUGAAUCGGAUCUUUCAUGACUACUUGGAUAAGUUUGUCAUCGUGUACCUCGAUGACAUACUUAUCUUUAGUAGGACUGUCGAGGAGCAUGUGGCUCAUUUGGACAAAGUCCUUAGUCUCCUUAGACAGCACAAGUUCAAGAUUAACGGUGAGAAGUGCGAGUUUGGCCGCACCCAUAUCUUGUACUUGGGUAAUGAGAUUUAUGUGGAGGGAUUGAAGCCCGAUGACGCGAAGGUGGCCAACAUUCGUGACUGGCCGCGUCCUCAGUCUGUGACUGAGAUGAGGUCCUUCUUAGGGAUGACCAACUAUUAUCGCAAUUUUGUGAAGAACUAUAGCAUAGUUGUCGCCCCUUUGACGGACCUGACCCGCCUUGACACCCCAUGGGAAUGGACAGACAGGUGUGAGGCUGCUUUCAGACAACUGAAGCAUGCGUUUACGCAUCAUGAGGUCUUGAAACUUCCUGAUCCUGACAAGCCAUUUAUAGUAACCACGGAUGCUAGCCAAUAUGGCAUAGGCGUCGUGCUUGCGCAGCAGGAGGGGCCAAAGUUGAGGCAUGUCAAGUACAUGUCCAAAAAGAUGCCCUCUCAGAAGUUUGCUAAGUCCACCUAUGAGAAGGAGCUCUAUGCGAUCUACAAGGCGCUCACCCAUUGGAGGCACUAUCUCCUUGGGAGGUUCUUCUACGUCAGGACUGAUCAUCAGACCCUGAAGUGGAUGAGAACCCAGCCUGUGCUCUCUGACGCUCUGAAGCGUUGGAUUGAAGUCAUAGAGCAGUAUGACUUUGAGCCCCAGUAUAUCAGGGGUGAGUAUAACAAGGUUGCUGAUGCGUUGUCGCGUGUACCUGAUUUCUCCGGAGCGCUGAUUACUGAGUUUGGACUUGCGGACGAUGUCACUCGCUCCAUGGUGGAAGCCUAUCGCGAGGAUCCGUUCAUGUCUGAGAUCAUCCGCAGACUCGAGGCGAAGGACAAAGUGACUUCUGCCGAGUUUGAGUUGGUCAACGACUUGCUGUUCCUUGAGAAGGCUGGGAAUAAGCGUUUGUUUAGUCAGUAUGCUAGGUCAGUUGCAAUGCCGGAAACAGCAAAGAAUGAGUACGUCAUUAAGCUGUUUAAAGAGAACUGGGUCAGAGAUUUCGGACUGCCUAAGUCUAUAAUUAGUGACCGGGAUGUGCGAUUCACCAGUGAACUAUGGAAUGCCGCAGCUGCAGAACAGGGCACUCAGUUGCAAAUGACAUCAGGCAAUCACCCAAAGGCGAAUUGGCAGGCAGAACAGUUGAGCCGCGCUGUACAACACCUGCUGAGGCACUACAUCAAGCCAAAUCAGGUAGACUGGGAUGAGAAACUUGCUCUCAUCGCCAGCCUGUAUAACAAUGCUGUGCAUAGCGCUACGGGAGUGAGCCCGAACAGUCUGCUACUAACCGUCAAGCCUAGACUGCCCUUGGAUUUCUUAUUACCUGAGAACCAGUCCGCUGCUGCACCAGGAACCUUAGAGUUUGCUUAUCGAGAGCAACUGAUGCAGCAGGCAGUCGAACAGAUGCACAAGGCACAAGCGGCGAUGAUAGAAACUGAGAACAAACACUGCCGCCCAUCUACAUUCCAGGUAGGAGAAAGAGUUUAGGUUAAGUCCUCAGAAUUGGGACAAGAGUACGGGAUCUCCCGUAAGCUCAUGCCACAGUA
This is a messenger RNA of Chara braunii, 3644 nucleotides long. The record is from the annotation of a GenBank genome assembly. Lineage: Eukaryota; Viridiplantae; Streptophyta; Charophyceae; Charales; Characeae.